CGGAGCCAGACGAGUCCCCGGAUGUGCCUCCCGUGAACCGUUACUAAGUAACCUUUCAGGGGCCGCGCUUCGGAAUUUGACGGACACACACACACAGAAAUAAUCUUGAGCAAAAUCUUGCAAUGACUCCAGCCGCCGCAAUACCUCCUAGAACAGUUCGGCCACAAUGUUCACCUGCAUCGCUCCCUCACCAAGUUACCAGAAGCCUUCAACCACUCUGCUGGUCAUUCGGCAACAACAACAACAACACGCCCCACGUGUCCAAGAUGGCCUCUUUCCUGCAGCACCUUGACUUACUUCCGGAGACGAGUCAGAAGGCGACUGCGAAGUAUGACGACUCGACUAGACAGGGGCCAGAAUAGACACCACCGACUUGCCAAGAUAGCCGACCGACCUCAUAAACUUUCGCGAUCGGAAUCCUAGUUGAAUGGGGGAUAACCGUGGAUUUUCCGAGGCGCGAGGCUCUGGCUUACU
Aspergillus welwitschiae is the source of this 474-nucleotide messenger RNA. RefSeq lists its product as uncharacterized. The record is from RefSeq and is a predicted model, not a curated record. The coding region runs from base 123 to 362 and encodes 79 amino acids. The transcript has 4 exons. Lineage: Eukaryota; Fungi; Ascomycota; Eurotiomycetes; Eurotiales; Aspergillaceae.